Molecule: messenger RNA, 393 nt
Organism: Fraxinus pennsylvanica
Lineage: Eukaryota; Viridiplantae; Streptophyta; Magnoliopsida; Lamiales; Oleaceae
Source: the annotation of a GenBank genome assembly
AUGGCAAAUGAAAGUACAGACAGUGAGAAGAGGAUCAAUGAAGAUUUGAUGACAAAAUAUGUAGACGAUGAUCGAUAUUUAACGUGGACGGAAUGCAUCGGGUUCGAAAGCAUGAACGAAACAUCAAAACCGGAGGAAUUAGAAUCUCCGGCAACUGCGCCGGGACGUACUACUGUCGAAUCAAGAUCAAGAAACGCUGAUAAAACGACACUGCCCAAGGAAUUCCCAGCAACAUUGCCAAGUCUGACCAAGAACGGCCGACCGAGGUUCAAUCUGGUGAAAACAAGAGGCAACGGACGGCUACAAAUUGUAAUGGUUCCGACCAAUCAUCCAGCCGUUCUGGUUGAACGCACCCCCGGAGAAGGUGACAAAGUCAGAAUCCGAUUUCACUGA